Molecule: messenger RNA, 1590 nt
Organism: Triticum turgidum subsp. durum (durum wheat)
Lineage: Eukaryota; Viridiplantae; Streptophyta; Magnoliopsida; Poales; Poaceae
Source: the annotation of a GenBank genome assembly
AUGGCGAAGCUCCACUUCUUCCUCCUCUUGCUGCUGGCCGCCGCCGAAGCUAUUCACGGCGAAGAUGGAUCACAUGCCGAUCGCGACAAGACACUGGUCACUACUCUGAGCGUGCACAGCACCGUCUCUCUCUGCCAGUUCUACCCGUUUGACUGGGCGUACAUAGGCGUCAACAUCGGCACGGCCAUGUCAUCGGUGCCGGCUGCCACGCAGAUCACCACGCUGCUCCGCUCGCAGAACAUCCGGCACAUCCGCCUCUACGACGCCGACCCGGGGAUGCUGUCGGCGCUCGCCAACACCGGCAUCCGCGUCAUCAUCUCCGUCCCCAACGAGCAGCUCCUCGCCAUCGGCAACUCCAACGCCACGGCGGCCAAGUGGGUGGCGCGCAACGUGGCGGCCCACUACCCGUCCGUGAACAUCACGGCCAUCGCGGUCGGCUCCGAGGUGCUCUCCACGCUCCCCAACGCCGCGCCGCUCAUCAUGCCUGCCAUGCGCUACCUCCAGAACGCGCUCGUGGCCGCGGCGCUCGACAAGUACAUCAAGAUCUCCACGCCGCACUCGUCCUCCAUCAUCCUCGACUCCUUCCCGCCGUCGCAGGCCUUCUUCAACCGCUCGCUGGACCCGGUGCUCGUGCCGAUGCUCAAGUUCCUGCAGUCCACCGGCGCCCCGCUCAUGCUCAACGUCUACCCGUACUACGACUACAUGCGCUCCAACGGCGUCAUCCCGCUGGACUACGCGCUGUUCCGGCCGCUGCCGCCCAACAAGGAGGCCGUGGACGCUAACACGCUGCUGCACUACACCAACGUCUUCGACGCCGUCGUGGACGCCGCCUACUUCGCCAUGGCGUACCUCAACGUCACCAACGUGCCGGUCAUGGUGACGGAGACCGGGUGGCCGCACAAGGGCGACGCGUCCGCCGAGCCGGACGCCAACAACGACAACGCCGACACGUACAACAGCAACCUCAUCCGGCACGUCAUGAACGUCACCGGCACGCCAAAGCACCCCGGGGUGGCCGUGCCGACGUUCAUCUACGAGCUGUACGACGAGGACACUCGCCCCGGCACCGCGUCCGAGAAGUACUGGGGCCUGUUCGACAUGAACGGCAUCCCGGCGUACGCGCUGCACCUGACUGGCUCCGGCGUGCUGCUGGCCAACGAUACGACGAACCAGACCUACUGCGUGGCGCGGGAGGGCGCGGACGAGAAGAUGUUGCAGGCCGCGCUCGACUGGGCGUGCGGCCCGGGGAAGGUGGACUGCUCCGUGCUGACGCAGGGGAAGCCGUGCUAUGACCCGGACACCGUGGAGGAUCACGCCACGUACGCGUUCAAUGCCUACUACCAUGGGAUGGGGAUGGGCUCCGGGACGUGCUACUUCUCCGGCGUCGCCGUGAUCACCACGACCGAUCCGAGCCAUGGAUCUUGUGUCUAUGGUGGGAAGAACGGCAGCGCGUUGCUGAACGGAACCUCGCUGGCGCCGUCGUCGAACUCCACCGCGGACUCCGGAUCCCGGCGGGCAGUCGGCGAUGUCACGUCGUUCGUCCGGAUCGUCGUCACCGCGCUGCUCUUGAGCGUCGUCGCUCUGUUGUAG